CAAGUGUCCUUUUGCGGCUUUAAGGAACGUUGUAUACUUGUAGGCUUUCUAUUAUUUUGGGAAGUGAGUGGCAGCUUUCUUUAGCUUUGUUCCCCUUCUUCGCUCUUCUCUCUUUAGUUUUGUUCUCUUUUUUGGGAAAAAUGGAAAAAUUGUCGGGUUUAAGCCAUCUGUUCAUGACAUUUUUUCUGCAUAAUUUCUCAACGUAUAUGGUGGUUCCUGCAAUCACUGACGUUACAAUGUCUGCAAUUUGUCCUGGAAGAGAUGAAUGUUCAUUAGCCAUCUACUUGUCUGGAUUCCAACAAGCGAUCAUAGGGCUGGGAACAUUGCUAAUGAUGCCUUUGGUGGGAAAUUUAUCAGACAAAUAUGGAAGGAAAGCUUUGCUUACCGUACCACUGGUUCUUGGCAUAAUACCCUUAGUCACAUUGGCGUACAGCAGAACAAGAUACUUCUUCUACGCAUAUUAUGUGCUGAGGACUCUCACUGCCAUGGUUUGUGAAGGAAGCGUCCACUGCCUUGCUCUCGCCUACGUGGCGGACAAUGUUCCUGAGGGGCGGCGAGCAUCGGCGUUUGGAAUCCUUUCAGGGAUUGGAUCUUCGGCAUUCGUUUGUGGAACACUUUCUACUCGUUUCCUCUCUACUGCCUCAACUUUCCAGGUUGCUGCCUCAGUGGCGAUCGUGGCCUUAGUGUACAUGAAGGUUUUCCUUCAGGAUUCAAUCAUUGAUAAAAACGUUUCUACGCCGAUGCUCUCCAAUGGAAAGAGUAAAGUUGAUAAUACGAUCGGAAGUUCAAGCAAGAAUGUUCAUAUUUUCAAGACGAUGCCUUCCCUGGACGAUACGCUCUGCUUGCUCAAGAGCAGUGCCACGUUCUCGCAAGCCGCUAUAGUUGCAUUUCUCAGUAAUCUUUCAGAGGUUGGCCUUCAUGCUUCAGCAAUGUAUUAUUUAAAGGCACGAUUUCACUUUAACAAGAAUCAAUUUGCUGACUUAAUGGUAAUUUCUGGGAUUGCUGGAACCAUUUCGCAGUUGCUUCUCAUGCCCAUACUGGUUCCUGUUUUAGGAGAGGGGAGAUUGCUUUCAGUAGGGCUCUUUUUUUCAUGUGCACAUAUGUUUCUUUACAGCAUUGCGUGGACCUUCUGGGUACCUUAUGUUGCUGCUAUGCUCUCCAUUUUGUUUGUGUUUUCACAACCAUGUAUGCGGACCAUUGUGUCAAAGCAAGUUGGGAGCUGUGAACAGGGCAAGGCUCAAGGAUGCAUUUCAGGCAUAGGUUCAUUUGCCAAUGUCGUGUCUCCUUUGCUGUUCUCUCCUUUAACAGCUCUGUUCCUAUCUGAAAGAGCACCAUUCCAUUUCCCUGGUUUCAGUAUCAUGUGCGCUGGAUUCACCUCGAUGAUAGCCUUGAUUCAGAGUAUCAUGAUGAGAUUGCCGCCUCCUUUGAUUUCAAACGAGAGAGUCAAUAACUGCAAUUAUGUGGAUGCCUGAUCGUGAUAAGUGUGGGUCAAACCACAAAAUUUGGUUCUAUCAUCAUUUUGGGCCUUAAUCUCUAUGCAAAACCUUUCUCUAUAUUUCUGUAUAUAUUAAGGGAUAACAUAGAUUUAUGAGGCUAGAAAUCCCGAAAACGAAGUUGAAACUUAGGACUAGCCAUAAGAUUUCAACUAUUUGAUGCUCUAGGUAGGGAGUUUAUCUCAUUGAAGUAGCGCUCGGCUGAAGAAGUUCAAGAUUUCAGACCUUAAAUUGGAAGUUGAUCAGUGAUAACUGCAGUGGAGUCUGUCUGGUGGUGUUGUAUUAGUUUAUAUCUAUUUUUGGGUAGUCCAUGUUAGCCAGGUCUGAGAAGAAGUGGAAAACUCUAUUUACAAGUUAGGAUGAAUUUAUUAGAAACAAUAUAUUUUUUUAAAAAAUACCUGAUUUGUUUUUAAUUCAAUAUUACUGGCUUGUUAAUCUA
This is a messenger RNA of Jatropha curcas, 1932 nucleotides long. RefSeq names its product Major facilitator superfamily protein. Lineage: Eukaryota; Viridiplantae; Streptophyta; Magnoliopsida; Malpighiales; Euphorbiaceae. The record is from RefSeq and is a predicted model, not a curated record. Gene Ontology annotation, molecular function: transmembrane transporter activity. Gene Ontology annotation, biological process: transmembrane transport.